Molecule: messenger RNA, 1843 nt
Organism: Nomia melanderi (Alkali bee)
Lineage: Eukaryota; Metazoa; Arthropoda; Insecta; Hymenoptera; Halictidae
Gene: CARPB
Product: Carbonic anhydrase-related protein B
Biological process (GO): one-carbon metabolic process
Molecular function (GO): zinc ion binding; carbonate dehydratase activity
Source: RefSeq, a predicted model, not a curated record
UAGGGCAGUCGUUCCUCCUUCGUCGUUCCUUCGCAGAGGCGCGGAGCGCGCUUUUAACGAAAUUAUUCCGUGGGAAAAAAAGCUCGGCCCUGGGCUUGCCGCGAGAGCCAGCCGUCGACGCGCCUCCACUCGCCACAGGAGCGGCGCCUCCGUGCCUGCCUCGUCUCCUGGAAUCGUCCCGUGUUCCCCGAGACGGAGACCAGCGGAGACGGGCUGCACUCUCUCUCUCUCUGUUCCUCGGCUUUGGUUUUCGCGUGCACGACGGUUCCGGGGCCGUGCUCUACGGGCGGAGUGUCAUUCGCGGAAAAAAGUGGUUGGUGAAGUUGCCGAGGAGCGUGACCGAAGGCGGAAGCGGUUUAUCGAAGGAUCAACGGAGCGGGGCUCGCGAGGACGCGCACGGACGUCGUCCUUUUGCUUCGUACGCACGAAUCGAGACGAAUGAUGUUCAAUUGACGAAGACUGCGCAACGCUAGGAAUGGCCCCAUUCAGUUCCGUAUUCCUGGGCGUCUGGGGAGUGUUCGUAAUCGUUUUGAUACAAGAAUCUAGGCCCGUCGUGUGGGAGGAAUGGUGGAACUACAACGGCAUUUCCGGUCCCGCCUUCUGGGGUCUCAUCAAUCCCGAAUGGUGGCUGUGCGACAAAGGCAAGCGACAAUCGCCGGUCAACUUGGAGCCGACCAGGCUGCUCUUCGACCCCAACCUGCAGCCGCUGCACCUCGACAAGCACCGGGUCGGCGGGGUGCUCGCCAACACCGGGCACAGCGUCGUCUUCGCCGUGGAGAACGACACACGACAUCCGGUCAACAUAUCGGGCGGACCGCUUAGCUACCGCUACCAGUUCCACGAGAUGCACCUGCACUUCGGGCUGAACGAUCGACACGGCAGCGAGCAUAUCGUUGACGGACACGCGUUCCCUGCUGAGCUGCAAAUAUUUGGCUACAACUCCCAGCUGUACAACAACUUCUCGGACGCGAUGCACAGAGCGCAGGGGAUCGUCGCGGUGUCGCUUCUGCUCCAGGUCGGAGACCUCUCGAACCCGCAGCUACGGAUAUUCACCGAAGAGCUGGAUAAGAUCAGAUACGGAGGCCAGACGGUGGAGAUUACGCGUUUCGUGGUGCGGGACCUCCUGCCGGACACGAAAUAUUACAUGACGUACGACGGCUCCACUACGAUGCCGCCCUGCCACGAGACCACCACGUGGAUCAUCCUGAACAAGCCGAUAUACAUCACGAAGCAGCAGCUGCUAGCGCUGCGGCAACUGAUGAAAGGCGACGAGAAGCAACCGAUCGAGCGCCUCGGGGACAAUUUCCGACCGCCCCAGCCGCUUCAUCAUCGUCCCGUUCGAACAAACAUCGACUUCAACGUGAAGGGAACGAAAAACUGUCCGACGAUGAACAGGGACAUAUAUUACAAAGCGAACACCUGGAAAUAACCCUGAGGAACGGAGGGAGACGGCUGGCGUUCGCAGUUAACUACGCUUUCCCGGGGACGAGCUGGAGGUUCGCUGAUAAGAGAAUAAAAACCCACUGACAUAUCAAUUAUUAAAGAAGAAGGAAAAAGGAAAAACAGAAAACAAAAAAAACGCGCUCGAUCGCGGACGAUCGGAUCGAUCCGGGCGUCGACGCGUUUGCCGCGUGUCGUUGAGGUCGCGAGAGUGAGAGAGAGAAUGGGAGCGAGCGAGCGAGGGAGAAAGAAGAUGAAGAUUAAGAAGAGGAGGAGGAGGAGGAGGAGGAGGAGCAGGUGAAAGGAGUAAGGAGAAGAGAAAUGAAGAAAGGAAAUGAAAAAAUGCUUCGUUGUACUAUUAGACGUAAACUGCCAAGUAUGUUUCCAGUAACGAGAAAAAAAA